UCCGCUACAUAUCCCAAUAAGAUAAAGAAUUAUACAUACAUAAAUCGACAAGCUCUAAAGCUCGAAAAGUUCAAGACCAAAUGCUUCAUUCCUCCAUAAAUCCACCAAUUUCCUCGUUCUCAUUUUCCGAUUAAAUGUAAAAUUCGGUCCAGGGCACUCGACCCUGGAAGCCAUCAAUCGAAAUGGCUACGACGGAUAUGUGUCCGAUGAAACCUGAACCGACUUUGUCGUUCACCCAAGGGCUCAUCGUCGGCCAGAUCUCCGUCGUGCUCCUCAUCGCGGCGUUCAUCAAGUUUUUCAUAUUCGGCGAUGCCCCCUCUCCCGAAGUGACCGCCACCAUCCGGGCGGCCGAGCGUCGAUCACGCACCCUCGCUCACCGGCAAUCUCUCCUCACCCUGCGAAGCACCACACCGAAUGCUACGACGAGGCUGGGUCAGCCGACGUUAAAUAAGAAAAAGUCGAGCAUCCUACGAAGCCCUCCCACGCUAACCAUCGGUUCCAUCCUCAACAAGACGUACUACAACGUCGACAGCCACCAGCCCGAGUCGCUGGACUGGUUCAACGUGCUGAUCGCGCAGACCAUCGCCCAAUUCCGCAGCGACGCCCAGCAGGACGACGCCAUCCUGACCUCCCUCACCAAAGCCCUGAACGGGACCUCGCGCCCGGACUUCCUCGACGAGAUCAAGGUCACCGAGCUGACCCUGGGCGAGGACUUCCCCAUAUUUAGCAAUUGCCGCAUCAUCCCCGUCGACGAGGACGGGCUGAGCCUGAACACGGGGCCGCACGGGGAGAAGCGUUUCGACGCCAACAGCUCGCGGGCCAAGCGCGAAGGGUCGCGGCUGCAAGCCCGGAUGGACGUCGACCUAAGCGACAUGAUCACCCUGGCCCUCGAGACCAAGAUCCUGCUAAACUACCCGAAACGGCUGACCGCCGUGCUGCCCGUCGCGCUCGCCGUGUCGGUCGUGCGGUUCAGCGGCACGCUCAGCAUAUCCUUCAUCCCGUCGAACCCGUCGCAGUCCACCCCCACAAUGAUGACGUUCAGCUUCCUCGACGAUUAUAGGUUGGACUUCUCGGUGCGCAGCCUGGUGGGCAGCCGGUCGCGGCUGCAGGACGUGCCCAAGAUCGCGCAGCUGGUCGAGUCGCGCCUGCACCGCUGGUUCGACGAGCGCGCCGUCGAGCCCCGCUUCCAGGAGAUCGCGCUCCCGAGCCUGUGGCCGCGCAAGCGUAACACGCGCGGCGGCGACGAGGCUCUCGACGUCGCCCACGGCACUACCGCCGCCUCCUCCGUGUCCAGCGGCAGCGCGGGUAAAGGCAAGGGCCGCGAGAUCGCGCGCGAGCUCAAAGAGGAGGCGAGGAAGGAGGUCCGCGCCGAGGCCGCCGCGGGCCAGAGGAGGGAUCUCAGGGACUUGGAUAGAGAGAUCAGUCCGCCGGAGAACCUAAGGUACAGGCGCGCGAGAGGCCAGCGCGACGGCUCCGGCAUCAGCGAGUUUAGCAUGCCGGGGAGUUUGCCGGGGAUGGGGAUGGCGCUUGAUUUACCGCCUUGACGAAAGGGGAAAUGUGGAGAUGUUUUGAGUCAGUUUAUGAAAAUGGGAAGUAAUGUUAUGAGAUGAGAUGGAAGUGAUUUUACGAGAUGGACGACGUUUAUUCAAAGUUACCAAAUACCCCCGAGGCCAUCGAUUCGCCUCAUAAGAGAGAAUACCGGGCUUGUCGCUGAAGCCAUGGAGAGAGAAAGCAAGUAAGGGGAAGGAGGACGUGCAUAGCGUCCCACGGUGAUUCCUGCCACCUCAUAAUACGUAGGUAUUUAUGAGAAGCAAAAGCGUGCAGGUCAAGUGCUGGAUCAAGGGAGUCGAGUCAUCGAGCACUUUGUACAAUUGGUCAUAUGCGGUACGAACAGAACGCAGACCGCACAUCUCCACGGUUGGGUUAUGUAUAAAUUGUAGACUAUCAAUGUAGCCAAUACAUAUGUACUAGAACAGGCCCGAUAAUAGGCAGAGAUAUCACCACUAAUACAAUAUUACCAAAUCA
This is a messenger RNA of Annulohypoxylon truncatum, 2025 nucleotides long. RefSeq lists its product as uncharacterized. Gene Ontology annotation, biological process: phospholipid transport; mitochondrion organization. NCBI's taxonomy places the organism in Eukaryota, Fungi, Ascomycota, Sordariomycetes, Xylariales, Hypoxylaceae. Gene Ontology annotation, cellular component: ERMES complex; endoplasmic reticulum. The record is from RefSeq and is a predicted model, not a curated record. The transcript is spliced from 2 exons. Bases 183 to 1544 code for a protein of 453 amino acids. Gene Ontology annotation, molecular function: lipid binding.